Molecule: messenger RNA, 1661 nt
Organism: Leguminivora glycinivorella
Lineage: Eukaryota; Metazoa; Arthropoda; Insecta; Lepidoptera; Tortricidae
Gene: SdhB
Product: succinate dehydrogenase [ubiquinone] iron-sulfur subunit, mitochondrial
Exons: 1
Coding region: 189-1037 (282 amino acids)
Biological process (GO): aerobic respiration; tricarboxylic acid cycle; respiratory electron transport chain
Cellular component (GO): mitochondrial membrane
Molecular function (GO): electron transfer activity; 2 iron, 2 sulfur cluster binding
Source: RefSeq, a predicted model, not a curated record
UAUAUCUCUAGCUACUAUCCAUCAAAAAUUUCGCCCAAACCAAACUUUGGUUUCGUGUGUUGUGCAAUUGAUAGGUUCUGCAAGCGGAGUUCCCUUCAGACCUUUCUGGACCGCGCAACGUCUCUCGCCCGUGGUGAUUUCGAUAAACGAAGAAAUUCUUUUCCCGGAAUAAACAAAAACAUUACAUAAUGCCGUUGCUGAGGUUGACGUCUGGUACUUUUGGGCAGCUGCGUACUUUCGCGACGUCGCAGGCUCUGGGCAAGCGAGUGAAGACUUUUGCGGUGUACCGUUGGAACCCGGACGAGCCCGACAAGAAGCCCUUCACCCAGAACUACCAGGUGGACUUGGAUGAGUGCGCUCCUAUGGUGCUGGAUGCGUUGUUGAAGAUCAAGAAUGAGAUGGACCCUACGCUGACGUUCCGCAGGUCGUGCCGCGAGGGCGUCUGCGGCUCGUGCGCCAUGAACAUCGACGGCGUGAACACGCUGGCGUGCAUCAGCCACAUUGACCAGAACCUGAGCAAGCCGACGAAGAUCUAUCCUUUACCGCACAUGUACGUCGUGAAAGACUUAGUCCCAGAUCUGACCAACUUCUACCGCCAGUACCAGUCCAUCGAACCGUGGUUGCAGCGCGACAAGGAGGCCGCUAAAGGUAAGGAAGUACAGCUUCUCCAGGAUGUUGAAGACCGUGCCAAGCUUGACGGUUUAUAUGAAUGUGUGCUCUGUGCCUGCUGCUCGACCAGCUGUCCGUCGUACUGGUGGAACGGAGACAAGUAUCUUGGCCCCGCUGUCCUUAUGCAGGCUUACCGCUGGAUCAUUGACUCCAGAGAUGAAGCCACUGCGAAACGCCUUUCAAAGUUGAAGGACACAUACUCUGUCUACCGGUGCCACACAAUCAUGAACUGCACACGAACAUGCCCGAAGGGCUUGAACCCUGGACGUGCUAUUGCUCAAAUCAAGACCUUGUUAUCUGGUAUUGUCAAGAAACAGACCCCGAUCAUGGACCCGGCUGGCCUGGAGAAGAAAGCGGCAACUAACUAAGCAUGGCAAGCAUUCUUUAGAAAAAUGGUUGUUGUACUUGUACUUAAGUAUACAUAACUAGGUUUAGGCAGAUUAGUAUUAUAAUCUCAUUCAAAUAAACCUAAAACUAUACAAAAUACAACAUAAGGUGCAAACUUCUCAAAUUCAUACUCAAAAUAAAAACAGUUCUGGGUUUUUCCUUGACUGUAUUGUCUUUAUGAAUACUUUUCUUAUAGCCCUAAAAAAAUUUACCGGCUGCUCCAUUUUUUUUACCAACUAUUAAGCAGUAAGAAGAAAGGUUAUCUAUCCUUAAGUUAUUUUUGUCUAUGGUUGCACCGUUUCAUAGUAAAUCAGGCAUUUACAUAGUUUUUUUUACACACAAAUGUUUACCUACUUUGUUGAUUAUUUUUAAUAGUUAUCAACUUCUCAGUACCUAAUUUAACCAAAAAGCCAUACUUUCUAAAGAUGUACGAAAUUAGUGAAAUUAAAAAGUAUUAUUUCAGAUUUUUUUUAUUGUUUAGAAGCUAUCAAAUCAUGAUCAUGUAAGUUAUUGCCAUGUGAUGUUAUUUAUUUCAUGUCUUUACGCCACCUUAGACAAGAUUAAGUAAAUGAUGUAAUUGUUUUAAAUAAAGGACUAUUUAUUUA